Helicoverpa armigera (cotton bollworm) is the source of this 1100-nucleotide messenger RNA. It is a transcript of the gene Nse1, whose product is annotated as non-structural maintenance of chromosomes element 1 homolog. Gene Ontology annotation, molecular function: ubiquitin-protein transferase activity. Gene Ontology annotation, biological process: double-strand break repair via homologous recombination. Gene Ontology annotation, cellular component: nucleus; Smc5-Smc6 complex. Bases 128 to 1033 code for a protein of 301 amino acids. The transcript has 6 exons. The record is from RefSeq and is a predicted model, not a curated record. Lineage: Eukaryota; Metazoa; Arthropoda; Insecta; Lepidoptera; Noctuidae.
AUUUGUCUAUGAUUCAUUCAAUGUUUUGUUUUUGGCGGUCUGUUUCUGGAUCUUCUGGGGAAUUUAGAAACUAAAUACAUUUUCCUUACUUAAUUACUAACCGUUGAUAAGCUUUGCAGCAUUCACUAUGACGUACGGUAAAUUGCACAGGUUUUUCCUGCAAACUGUUGCCAGCCAAGGUGUUCUAUCAAUUGCAGACGCUGAAACUGUUUUGAAUAACUUUAACGGUGAUGAAGCCAGUCCACCAGUGCAGGAUGUGGUAAAAGCUAUCAAUGAUCAAAUCAGACCUUUUCAACAGGAAAUUAAACUAGCCAAGGAUGAGUACACUAAUGAAGAUGUAGUAAUAUUCUUGUCCCUUGGUUAUGAUGAUGCUACAAAGUCACAGAAUUUCUUUUCUGCUACUGAACUUGAGUAUUUUAGGAUCCUCAUUGAACAGAUCAUGACUACGGAAUCAAGGCAGAUUACAGGAAUAAAUGCUAUUAAUUUAGUUAGUAGAAUGAAAUCUACUUUUACUAAAACUGAUGCACAAAAACUGCUGGACACUUGGUGCAGAAUGCGGUACUUGGAUCAAGAACAGAACAACUAUGCUUUAGGAGUGCGAGCUAUCCAUGAGUUUGAAGGAUACUUUCGUCAGAACAUGCCAGAUGCUGUUGAAGAGUGCUGCCUCUGCAAAAAUAUUGUGUUCCGAGGUUACAACUGCCCGGCUUGCAGUAAGGCUGUCCACACAAGAUGUCUGAUCCGGUACUUGGAGAAAGUGGAAAAGUGGCCUUGCUGCAAAUUUGACUUCAAUCAAGAUCAAUUGGAGCGUCUCAAUAAUGAAGGUUCCAGACUAACGCAGACACAAGUAUCAGAUAAUUCACGCCAUUCAGCAGACUCCAGUGUUGAAGAUGAGGGAACAAAUGACACUCAAGAUAAUCAGUCCAUAGCUGGGCCUUCACAAGUUCAAGAGUCAUCGGAAACCAUGGAUAUGAGCCAAGAUGUCAUACCGGAGAUCUCACAGCGGGUUACCAGGAAGAGAAAGCGACAGCAAUAAAUAAGUUUUCAUACCAAUAAGUUUCUAUUUGGUAUGUUGCCGUGCAUGGUUAUGAUGUUUAAUGUUU